CGUGCAACAACCGCGAAGGGAGGAAGAAUUUGGGUGUUUUUUUUUACCGUGUUCCAGGCGGGAUUUUUCGUUAUUGCAUGCGUUUCUACUAUUGUUGUAUUUUUUUAGGGGAGAUUGCGUUUAAAACUGUGGUUGUUGCGACAUCGACUAGCCCUCUGUAAAUUAUGGCUGAACGUUUAGCCAGCUAUACUGGAAAUUUUCAUCUGCUCAAAGGUCGGGCGGUAGACGUCUGGCAUGCGUUCCAGGAAAAUCUGUCCUCGCAGGGAGGAGGUCUGCAUGGAAUCAAGUCACGGACGUCAGAGAAAAUCACUGGUCUAAAGGAGAAAGCCAUCAGCAGUUUGAAUAAAGGCAACGAGGGGGACUAUUCUCACGUCUACAGGAGGAAAUCGAGAGCGGAAUUGGUGCGCGUUUCAGCGGCCGUUAUGGGCAUCGAAUUCGCCUAUGCGGCCGAAACGGCCUUCGUUUCGCCGACGCUGCUCGGCAUCGGCAUCCAGCAUCGCAACAUGACGCUCAUCUGGUGCCUAAGUCCCAUGAUCGGCUUCUUCCUCACGCCGCUACUUGGCUCCUUCAGCGAUCGAUGCAAAUCCCGACUGGGACGCAGACGGCCUUUUAUCAUUCUCCUAUCCAUCGGCAUCAUAUUAGGUUUGCUGCUGGUCCCCAACGGCAAAUAUUUUGGCCAGUUAAUGGGCGAUGUCUAUCCCGAAGAAGAAUUUUUCGAGAAGAUAAGCACCAAUGUUAACACGACUGCCGUUCCCGACGAGGCCGAUGUCAUCAAUGAAGUAGUGGACACAUCUUCGCAUCCGUGGGGCAUCUUCCUGACCGUUUUGGGCACUGUUCUUCUUGACUUUGAUGCUGAUGCUUGCCAAAGCCCUUCGCGGGCUUAUCUUCUCGACGUCUGCAUUCCAGAGGAUCACGCCCUGGGUCUCAGCACUUUUACAAUCAUGGCCGGACUUGGAGGAUCAUUAGGCUACGCGAUGGGUGGAAUUAAUUGGGACAAUACGUUUAUCGGAGUCAUGCUGGGUGGACACGUCAGAGCCGUGUUUACAUUGGUGACAUUCAUAUUCAUCGCUUGCGUCAUCGUCACAUUGUAUAGCUUCAGCGAGAUCCCGCUCAACGUCCUCUCCGAUUCUUCCAAUGUCGAAUCGAUCAACGAGCGUCGAAUGCUUGAUGGCGAAAAGUAUGGCAAGUUCGAAGAGGAUCUCGAAGCUUCCAAGACAUAUGGCACCAUGGAAGAGAAUUAUCCGUACCAGCCCAAUCACAUGGGUGUUGAUAAUCCCGGAUUCCAAGAGUCUUCCUUCACCGAACAUCCUAAUAACCAGAAUGAAUUUCAGGACCCUGCUGAGAUCAAUCAACUAGAAACUCAACCAUUACCCCACGGAGGGGAGAUCAGUCUACGUGAAUACGUGACAUCAAUCAUUUACAUGCCCAAAUCGAUGAGGAUUCUUUGCUUGACGAACCUGUUCUGUUGGAUGUCGCUCGUUUGUUAUUCACUCUACUUCACUGAUUUCGUUGGCGAAGCUGUCUUCGGUGGCAAUCCCAAGGCUCCGGUGGGAAGUCCCGAACGGGAAAUUUACGAAGAAGGCGUCCGUUUCGCAUGCUGGGGAAUGGCCAUGUACUCCUUAUCUUGCUCCUGCUAUUCAUUCAUCAUUGAACGACUCGUCAAGCGGUUUCGGGCGCGUCAGGUUUACAUGGGCGGCCAGCUAGUCUACACGUUCGGUAUGAUUCUGAUGGCUCUGACCCGAAGUCCGGCUGGUGUUAUCAUUUUCUCGUGGACUGCCGGCGUGAUGUACUCAACUCUGUUCACGAUGCCCUACUUGCUUGUGGCCCAUUACCACGCGUCCCAAGUGUUUGCCGAGGAUGCCAGCGGAACUCGUCAGUGUUCGACAAGCGUCCGAGGUCUUGGUACGGAUGUCGCGCUUGUGUCUUCAAUGGUCUUUCUAGCUCAGUUCAUCCUUUCGUCAUCAAUGGGUUCCAUCAUUUCAGCCGCCGGCAGCACGACAGCCGUCAUUGUUUCGGCCGCGGUUUUAAGUUUCUGUGGGAGUAUGACCGCCUCGCAAGUCAUGUAUCUUGACUUGUAAUGGACAUUUUGCGCGUCGCUGUUCUCGUCAGUUGAUUUUUAUCAUCAGUGUUUUCACUUAUAAUAACUGUUUAAAACAAAUAAAAAGAAUAAGAUUGGAAAAAAAAGGAUAAAU
Molecule: messenger RNA, 2192 nt
Organism: Daphnia carinata
Lineage: Eukaryota; Metazoa; Arthropoda; Branchiopoda; Diplostraca; Daphniidae
Gene: lovit
Product: proton-associated sugar transporter A-like
Exons: 11
Coding region: 165-2078 (637 amino acids)
Cellular component (GO): membrane
Molecular function (GO): sucrose:proton symporter activity
Source: RefSeq, a predicted model, not a curated record